CCACCACCACACCCCUAGUUCAGCGGUUGAUUGACAGUUUACCGGAAAUAUUUUUACAGGGCAAGUACGUGUUUAGAGAGGCUGCUUUCCUUUUCAUGCGCACGUACAAUGAAAAGCCUUUGUUUACCUAGAUAAAAAAAUAAAAAUUUAGAAGCAUUUAAAAUUUUCUGUGCGUGUACGUGCGUAAAAAACGAAAACGCGACCAUUUACUGAUCUAGUACUAGUGAAGCAAAGGAAGGCUGUAACGUGAUUGUGGAAAAUUGAUCGUUCCAAUCAUAGUAUGGUCUAACUUUCCGGUCCAAACAGACGGGUAUUGAUUGAAUUUAAACUGGGACAAGAAGCCAUGGAUAAUUAGAUAUGAUUGCACGAUGCACGCGUGUGAAGAAUGUUUACAUAAAUUAACAUAAUUUCGUUGAUUUUCGACAUUCAACAAUGUUUUAUGAGAAACUUCAGUCUUAUUUCAGACUCCAGAAACGUAUAGCUAUAAAAUAAUGGGUUUUGUUAUGGGUGAUAAUUUUAUUUACGAAGUAAAAUGAACUUGAGAACCUUGUUUCAAGAAUUUAAUCCGAGCAAAUUUUUGUUGUUCUUCCUAUUGAUAUUGUUCUCUGUUCUUCUUGCUCUACGUCUUGAUGGAACAAUUCAUUGGAGUUACUGGGCAGUUUUCUUUCCAAUAUGGCUAUGGAAGUUUAUUGCCCUAACUGGUGGAACUUUUGGGAUUUAUGUUUGGCUAACAAAUCCACAAUAUCGGCAAGAUGGCGACGGAAAUGCAGAAUUUAAAGCCAUGAUCUUGUCCUUGAUAAUUCAUAUCUUACUUCUACUGUUUGAAAUAUUGUUGUGCAAUAAUAUAAAUGAAAAGAAGUACAGUUGGAUUCUUGCAUUUACUCCCAUAUACAUUAUAUGUCCUUUGUCUGUUAUGUUCUGUAUUUGGGAGUUAAGACAUGAUCGUUCAGUUGAGUUUGAAAUGAUUUUUGCAGUUAACAUUCUACAGUUUAUUUUCUUGUCCUUAAAACUAGACAAUGUUGUUACAUGGUCAUGGGUGGUUGUAUUCAUUCCUGUAUGGAUAGUGAUGACAUUGUUAUGUUUACUGGUUGUUUAUUAUGUCAUCUGGUCACUGUUGUUUCUUAGAUCUGAUAUUGUUUCUCCAGCACAAAAACAAAGUCACAUAACUAUUGUGAUUGUUUCUUUAACCUUAGUUGUUCCACUGUUGGUUUUCGAGAUUUUAUUAGUGAAUCGUCUUGAUGGAUCAAGUGAUGAACUGUUUGUAAAAAUUAUGAUUCCCCUUCAGAUGGGAUUACUAACAUUGUUAACAACUUCAUUUUGUAACAAAGGUGGCAACCAUUGGUGGUUUGGUAUUCGAAAAGAUUUCUGUGAAUACCUUCUUGGUAUGAUUCCAUGUUUACAAGAAUAUGGCAAUACUUCUUACAAAUUCCCAGAAAGUUUCAUCACUGAGGCGAUAAGUGAAGAAUUGAUAACUCAUAAACGAACAUCUCUGCAGAGAGAAUUACCCAAACAAACUGCACCUGUGGUACAUAUUGAAGUACCGGAUUGAUAUACAAUGACCAGUAAUGGUA
Dendronephthya gigantea is the source of this 1571-nucleotide messenger RNA. Its product is annotated as transmembrane protein 185B-like. NCBI's taxonomy places the organism in Eukaryota, Metazoa, Cnidaria, Anthozoa, Malacalcyonacea, Nephtheidae. Bases 533 to 1549 code for a protein of 338 amino acids. The record is from RefSeq and is a predicted model, not a curated record. The transcript has 7 exons.